GGAUGUGAGCGGCCGUCCGGACGUGUUCUGUGCGCAGCCUGCCCUGCCCGGCCUCGCCAUGCCCGCCAAGACCCCCAUCUACCUGAAGGCGGCCCACAAGAAGGGGAAGAAGUUUCGGCUGCGCGACGUGUUGUCUCCCGACAUGAUCAGCCCCCCGCUGGGCGACUUCCGCCACACCAUCCACAUCGGCAAGGAGGGCCAGCACGACGUCUUUGGGGACAUCUCCUUCCUGCAGGGCAACUACGAACUGCUGCCCGGGGCCCCCGAGAAAGCCGCCCGGGGCCCCCUGCCCGGCCACGAGUUCUUCCGGGCCAACAGCACCUCGGACUCGGCGCUGCCCGAGACGCCGUCCCCGGUGCUGAAGAACGCCAUCUCGCUGCCCAGCAUUGGGGGGUCGCAGGCCCUCGUGCUGCCGCUGCUGUCGCCUGUCACCUUCCACGCCAGGCAGGAGGCCCGGGCGAGCCGUGUGCCCCCCGGGCCCCCGCGGGCGCCCCCGCCCGGGCCCUCCGCCGACGUGUCCUGGGCCUCCAGCGGCUCCGCGUCGCGGUCCAGCCAGGGCAGGGACAGUCACUCGUCCAGCCUGUCCGAACAGUACCCCGACUGGCCGGCCGAGGACCUGCUGGACCCGCUGCCGGCCCCUAGCCCGCUGGGCCCGGGGAAGACCCCCUCGCAGACGUCCCUCUCCGACCUCACGGGCUCGCUCCUGUCCUUGCAGCUGGACCUGGGGCCCUCGCUGCUGGACGAGGUGCUGAACGUCAUGGACAAGAACAAGUAGCCACAGAAGGAGAACAAAGUCCCCCGUAGGC
Messenger RNA from Sorex fumeus (smoky shrew), 806 nucleotides. RefSeq names its product CDC42 effector protein 3 (gene CDC42EP3). The coding region runs from base 59 to 775 and encodes 238 amino acids. The record is from RefSeq and is a predicted model, not a curated record. The transcript has a single exon. Lineage: Eukaryota; Metazoa; Chordata; Mammalia; Eulipotyphla; Soricidae.